Molecule: messenger RNA, 2155 nt
Organism: Struthio camelus australis
Lineage: Eukaryota; Metazoa; Chordata; Aves; Struthioniformes; Struthionidae
Source: RefSeq, a predicted model, not a curated record
GCUUCUAAUUUCAUGAGGGGGGCCCGUGUGCUGGCCAGGAGAGAAACUGAUGGCUAUUACUACCGAGGCCACAUUGUGAAAGAGGUGAAGGGCUCCGGGGAACGCUUUCUAAUUGAAUUUGACAAAAGUCGCACGCUGAAAGGCAAGGUACAGCUUCGCAUGCAGGAAACGCCUCUGUAUGACAUUCUUCACUAUGAAGAUGCCAGGCAACAGCCACUUGCUCCAGGAGACAGGGUUUUGGCACCAUGGGAGGCUAAAGCUGAGCGCUUUGGCCCAGGCACUGUGUUAAUGGUUAUGGAGGACAAGGAGACACGUUUAGCACACAACAGAAGGGGAGUGCUUGUGAAUUUCUGGAAUGGGCAGACUAAGGAGGUAACUUCUGACCAAGUUCUGCGGAUCCCUCUGCCCUUAAGUGAACGCAUCAUCCUAGAACUGCAAAUGCCUUUAGCAGCCAGGCAGAUGGUGAUAGCUUCAAGCUCAGAUUAUCCAUACGUUGUGGCACCGGGUUACAGAGCCUCAGGCUGUUGCAGACAGGAUCAUUCGUACCUGGACUACUGGCCAGGGGGUCUGUAUUCGAUUCAGCCGUGUGUCAAGUGCAGCUAUAGGUGUAUCUCACUUCCCCACUGCUGCCUUGCAGCCUGGGCACCAACACAGCCUACAAGGAGCAAUGUACAACAAGAAGAUGCCCUCAUCCCGGGAACAAACUUGACUAAAGAAGAGCUGAGCAGAAAAAUAGAAAAGCAGCUGUCUGAAGUGAAGAUCUCCAUUUCAGAAAGUGUUUCCAGAAAGGAAGAGAAAAAAGAAGAGAAGAGAUUGAAGACUGAAAAUGUGCCAAAAGAUGUUCAGUCUUGCAUGGAAGAGGACAAUGAGGUUAUAGAACCUAAGAAGCAUCCUCAGAGGGAGAUGGCUCAUACUAUGGUCAGUACUGCUGUCAAUACAGACAGCUGGUUAAUGGAGUCAGUACACAAGGAAGAAGCACACAGCAGACAGCAGAAAGACAAUACUGAGGCUCAUCUUAAACAUGAUCAUGGUCUCUUUGAGUGCAGAGUGGCAGAAACUGCAAUCCAGCAUUCUCAGAGGAGCCCUUCGAGAACUAGUGCUUUGGGUCCUUUCAGGCACCAAAGAUUCUUUGACCGAGUAGAUCAAUCACUAAAGACACACAGCCUGACCAUCAAAUCAGCUCUACGUGUGCAGAGACCACACAGUAUCUCCAAUAUGCAGGCUAAGAGAUCCACAAAUCUUCUAAAUCUUGUAAAAGAGAAGGGCGUUACAAAAUCAAUCCUUAAGAGUGCAUCUGAAUUAAAACGGAAAGAGAUGGAUUUUAAUGAAGUCAAGAUGGAGCACAAAAGGCACCAAGAGGAACAGAGGCAGCUGAAGAGGGAGCAGCAGCAAAAGGCAGAUGGUGUCCGACGCCAGCUGCUCAGGGACAACCAGAGGCAGCGAUUGCUUCAGAGAACAUUGCAAGUGUUGGAGAAACAGCAAGAGCAAAAAGACAGAGCUUCCCAGCGCAUGGCACUGCUCCAAGCUGCCAUGGCAGAGAGAAGCAGGAAGGAAUCGUCCUUGCUAGAGGAGGAGAAGAGAAAGGCAAGUCAGAGGCUACAGUUCUUAAAGACACAGCGUUCGGAGAGAGAGGCAUUUUUCGCAGAACACAAUGAAAGCAACUUUGAACACGAGAAAGAGAGACUGGAUUUGCUCAGAAGCAGAAUACAGUCACGGCAAGAAAUGUGGGAACAAGAAUCACAGGAGCAGGACAGGCAGCAAAAGCAGCACCAGGCUGCGAAAAGGAGAGCGUUCCAGAACAGAGACCGUUCCCACCAGAAGAUGGAAGAGGAAGGCAAAAAACACUGUGACCGCCAGCAAUACCUCAGAGACCAGAAUCUUUUGACGCUCUGGGCAUCACUACUAGAGUGAAGAAGCUGCAGUGUGGGUAAGCAGGUCCUUGAGCAUUUCACAAACCUGCUCUGCAUCUCUUGUAGGUGUGAGUCAGUGUGCUGGAGCUCAGGAAACAGUGCAGUUGUAACAAGCAGAACUACAUUUCCUGCAGACAUCUUAUAUCUUUCUUUUUUUUGCAGCCAGAGGGCAUUUUCACUACUCUGUCCUUUGCAAACCUUCCUCUCUGUAGGUACUAUUCUAGCCCACCUGUUCAGUGUGUACA